Molecule: messenger RNA, 1440 nt
Organism: Aphanomyces invadans
Lineage: Eukaryota; Oomycota; Saprolegniomycetes; Saprolegniales; Verrucalvaceae
Exons: 6
Coding region: 24-1331 (435 amino acids)
Biological process (GO): DNA damage checkpoint signaling; DNA repair; regulation of transcription regulatory region DNA binding
Cellular component (GO): nucleus
Molecular function (GO): histone H3K79 methyltransferase activity
Source: RefSeq, a predicted model, not a curated record
GCGGGGGUUUGCAGUGAUUCCUCAUGGGAACCAGUCGACGGCGGCUCUUCUUCGAUUCGCUCGCAUCAAGCGAAGACUGCUGCGUCAUCCACGACGCCAGCGCGAUGCGUCAGUCAACUGUUCCACCACCUCCUGCAACCUCAUUGCAAGGGACCAGUGGAAGUGGGAAGAGGCGUCGGCUGGUAGAACCGCCAUCUGCCGCUAGGAAAAGCAGGCGUCCUUCACCUGUUGUGAUUGUGGCUGACUCGUCCGAAGAUGAUUCGUCGUACAAGUCGCCAGAACGGUCGGAUGUGCCAGCGUCGGCUUCGAUUCAUGUCAGCCCACGGCGCAUGCGUUCCCAAGAACUCACACGAGGCAUGCCAUCUCGCGCCAUUCCUCUGGACUUGAAAGAGCUCAACAUCAUCGACUUGACAUUGGACAACGAUUCAGAUGAAGCUGCGGACGACUAUCAAGACAGCGACCUCGGCAGCGACAUCGAUCAGCUCAGUCGCGACAAGACCGAGGCCGACGUAGUAGCAAGACGAAUCCAACGGGAAGUGCUCCUUGCGGGGGAUUUGUAUGUUGAUCUCACGGACGAGUCAGCCACCCCCAUGCUUGGGCAUUCCGAGGCCCUCAAGUACCUAGCUCAUGCCUACGAAGAAGUCAUUGAGGACGACAAGAACUUGUACAAACUGUCCGACGAUAUCGUGCGGACCGAAAUGGCGACAUGUGCAAACAUGUCGGACCUGGUGCGGCAAUCGUCGCAGGCAGAUUUGUUCCGCAUGACCACGUACGGCGAGAUGAAGGAGGAAGCGUUCUCAUCCACGAUCAUCCCGCUCCUGCAGCUCCGCGAAUCGGACGUAUUCUACGACAUGGGGUGUGGCACUGCCAAGCCCGUGCUCCAGGUGGCGCUGGAGACGACGUGCCGCGUGUCCAAAGGCAUCGAGUUGUUUGCGAACCGCGUUCGCACUGGCCGACGCGCCCUCCGCCGGCUCCGCAAGACCUGUCCAAAUGUGCUCCGGAGCAAAGAGGUUAUGAUCGUUCAAGGUGACAUCGUGCGACCGCCGAGCGACGCCAACCUCUUGGACGCGACCGUCGUCUUUAUCAACAACCUCGUCUUCACGGACGACCUGAUGCUGGCCGUGAUGGAGCAACUCCGACAGAUGCGCCAGCUCCGCCGCGUGAUUGUGUCCAAGAAGCUGUGCAACCGCCACAGCGUACGGCAAUGCGAGCACAGCCAGAGCGCGUGCAUGUUGUUUGAGCACCCGCCGCGAGAGGCCAAAGUCGAAGCGUCGUGGACGGCAAAGGACGUGUCUGUUUACGUCUAUGUGCGUGCCGGUUUUGACUCGUAGCUCGCGACGAUGCUCGCGCAUUCUCGACGAUAACAAGUCGAUCAUGAUACAGUCGUGUGCAUGCGUCAAGUUGACCGGGUGGUUCAAAAUGCAUUCGAGUAUUUGAGGA